Messenger RNA from Bactrocera tryoni, 1290 nucleotides. RefSeq lists its product as uncharacterized. The coding region runs from base 390 to 1199 and encodes 269 amino acids. Gene Ontology annotation, biological process: proteasome-mediated ubiquitin-dependent protein catabolic process; multicellular organism development. The record is from RefSeq and is a predicted model, not a curated record. Lineage: Eukaryota; Metazoa; Arthropoda; Insecta; Diptera; Tephritidae. Gene Ontology annotation, cellular component: cytoplasm. The transcript is spliced from 2 exons. Gene Ontology annotation, molecular function: ubiquitin conjugating enzyme binding; ubiquitin protein ligase activity.
UACCGCUUAAGUAGACCCGAAUUAAUUUUGUAUAUAUUAAAUUUAUUAUAUUUUGUCAAUUCGGUAGUUAUCCAUAAUAAAGUUGACUUUUCGCGAACAACAAAAACGUAUAACGAAAUCCAGAAAAAUCCCGGAUUUCCCACAUUUUCAUUGUUUAGAGAUGAAAAUAAAGGGUAAAGCAAAACGCUAGACCAAUUUUAUUGAAUUUAGUUAUGCUUGCAGAACGCGGAGAAAACCCGACGCUAUCCAUCUACCUGCAUGAUCUGCUACAUAAGCCGCUCGCUUACCGAAGAUAGCGUCAGUGCAAUUCAUGCUGCAGUUAUAGUGCUCUUCACAAGCUUAAAAACUAAAUAAUAAAAUUCAAAGAAAAAAAUUCUAAAAUUAAAAAAAUGUCAACGCAGUGCCGCUUCGAACGAUGCGGGUGGUCCGGUUCUGUGAACGAUAUUUUUUCGCACUGCGAAGCCGUGCACCCGAAUUAUAUACGUGAACAUAAGGGCAAAAAUUACUAUGACUUUGAUUUCGAUGACAUCGCGACAGAUGCAUUUCUGCUCUGCGGUCCGAGUGGCAUCUACUGGUUCUGCACGUCUGAAAAUGCAAAUAAUCCGGAGGAAAUAAACCGCGGCGUCUUUCACAUAGGAGAUUCAGAGCCGAUCACUUACACCAUUAAGUUUGGACUCAAUCGUGACGGGCUUGCCGAAUACCUUGGACCAUUUACAUCGCAUAGUGCAGAGACCUCUCAAACCUACGAUGUGGAAUUGGCUUACGAUUACAUACAGUAUCUCUGUGAAGAGAUAGAUUCGCGUAAAAUGCGUUUGUAUGUUGGUGAAUUUGAUGACAGUGAAGAUGUGUUCGCGCCGACGUGGGAGGAUCUCACCUUUAACGAGGAGGAUGAGGAGUUGAAUAAAGAAUGUGUUGAGCAUUUCACAUGUGUCGUUUGUUAUGAGUACAUUAAACGCGACAUACGUUUCUGCGAGAACACACAUUAUGUGUGUCUGAAAUGUUUUGAGGGCAUGCAGGAACGCGGCAAGUUGCGUUGUCCCAUAUGUCGCACCGACUACCCAUAUGAUUGUAGUGAUCCGGAUCUGGAACGGUUUUUGCGCAUGGUCAGAUUUCCCGACUAUGUAAGACAACAACGUAGGGAUGAAGAACACGAGAAUGCAGCAGGUCCGGAAGAGAAGAGGCCACGCGUUGAAGGAUAACUUUCAGAAAGGAAAGCAUAAUCUAUGAACAAAGGAGAUGCCGUUACCUUUACCAUAUUUGUUUAUAUAUAAUUUAAAUAAUUACAUUUGA